GUAAAAUGCUAAACGUUUCUAAUACUUAUUAUAUAUGGAUCUUGACUGCUGUGUAUGAUAUUUUUGUUUGGUUGUUAUUUGUGAUUAGUUUCUAGGAUUGCAAGUGUAUCAUUAUAUUUUAAUGCAUGUCUGCAUUAAUUAUAAUGGGAAGAUGCAAUGUAGUUUCACCAAAAUUUGUAAUUCACAUUGAAGCUUUAGAUGAUAACCCCUUUGAUCUAUUACCAAAAUUUGGCUGCUACAACUUGGAAAGGCAAUAAAAAUGCUUCAGCUUACCUGGUUCAGAGCGGCUAAACAACUCUUCGUCUCAGUUACGCUCAGCCUUCGGUUUCCUUUGAUGCAACCUGAUUGUAACAUUACAAUGCUGGUGGGUUUAGAUACAUUAGAGAUAAGAGUAAUUACAUAAUCAAUGGACAUGUUUGCCAUUGCAAUGCUUUCUAUUGCAUUAUGAUAUUGACUGCGUUAUUCUUUAUCUUUCAACCGAGUUACCAAACGCUACCAAUAAAUUAAUCUGAAGAUUCAUAGAUCAUAAUAAUCUCUAGUCAUGAGAAAUUAAUGCUAAAGAAUUCCUACCGAGAAAGGAUAUGGCCGAGGAAGUCAGCCAACUCCUAGGACAUUAUUCUAUCGCUGGAUUUGCCUUCGGGUGGCCAACACUUCAUGGAAAACCUACAUCCGCGAUGGUCCAUGUGAAGUCAUUUAUUGAGGAGCUCUCCCAAAAAGAAAACGUGUGUCAACUGCCUUACACGACUUGGGAUGAGUCAUAUUCCUCAAAGAAUGUUGAGCUCUUGGUCAAAGGGCUGGAUUUCCCUUCUCAUGUUGACAAAGCUAUUAGAGAUCAGUUUGCAGCAGUUAGGAUACUGCAGGACUAUCUCGAUGCAAUGAAUGUUGACGAGCAUGGUCUCCCGAUCAUACGUGACGGCGAGUCGGAUUGCAGCUCCAAGGAAUCAAGAGAAUAAAAGCCCAACAAGCGUCAAGAAAGAUGAAACAUAUGUAUUUGAGUCCACCAAGCAUCUACAACUAAUGAGAAAGGGUUUGCAUGUGUGGUUAAAGUAAUUGUGACUUGAAGUAGCAUCAUCAGUUUUCCUCGUUUGUGUGAACAGAUUGUUGUUGAAUAUGUAAUCGUGUGUAACUGAAUCAGAAUUGGUUUCUUUUUUAGUUGUGUAGCCACCUACUUAUCUAUCCAACGAAGUCAUGAAAUUUGGAAUGUA
Molecule: messenger RNA, 1205 nt
Organism: Erigeron canadensis
Lineage: Eukaryota; Viridiplantae; Streptophyta; Magnoliopsida; Asterales; Asteraceae
Product: putative pre-16S rRNA nuclease
Exons: 6
Coding region: 582-953 (123 amino acids)
Biological process (GO): rRNA 5'-end processing
Source: RefSeq, a predicted model, not a curated record